AUGGCGCACUACUCAGCCUACAAUAUUCGCAUUAUUCUCCUCCUGACGUUCGGAUCGCUGUCGUACGGCUAUGCUUUCAGCGUAAUCUCGAAUACCAUUGGACAGCCCGGCUUCCUUCAAUAUUUCGGCUUGCAAGACAACCCUGGAUUCACCAACACAGUUGAGGGCGCUGUCAAUGGUCUGUUCUCUGCUGGCGGUAGUUUUGGUGCAAUAAUGGUUCGCUGGAUGAACGAUGCAUAUGGAAGGAAGGCCACGAUGAAUCUUGCGGCACUAGUGUGUGUAGUCGGGGCGUGGAUUGUUGUUGGUUAUGCUAUUGCCAGCUGGGUUGGAGUGGCAACGUUCUACUCGUCCAACCUAAGUUUCCAAUGGCGGUUUCCCAUCGCUGUUGGAUAUUUAUGGCCGCUUGGACUGCUCAUUUGUAGUCCAUGGGUCCCAGAAUCACCUCGCUGGCUUCUUCUAAUCGGAAGGAAAGAAGAAGCCUGGGAGAUCAUAGCGAAACUUCAUAGUCGGCCAAACGACCCAGAUCAAGCUUAUACGAAGGACGAAUUCCGCCAGAUGGUGCAACAAGUUGAACUGGAUCAGGCAGCAUGGGACAGUGGAGGCGGGUUCAAGCAGAUAUUCACGAAGCCGUCCUACAGAUCCAGGAUGUGGAUGGGCUUCUUUACACAAUACGCAGCGCAGACCACGGGUGGAAUGAUAGUGAACAAUUACAUCGUGCUAUUAUAUCACGAUCUUGGUUACACAGGAGGACUAGUACUUAUACUGGGGUCUUGUUAUGUGACGCUGGCAAUGGUCUGCAAUUUUCUGGCCUCUUUCAUUAUGGAUUAUAUGGGGCGCGUUCGACUGUUGCGUAAGUUCUUUCGUCAGGACUGGCGCACAGCUCACCUGUCAUUCCUAGUUAUCGGACUCACGGGAUGCAUGAUCGCAUCGUCUUGCGAAAGUGCAAUGACAGCCCAAUUUGCCGGCACGUCGAACACCACUGGCAAUGCUUUUGGCGUAUUGUUCACUUUCAUGUUCAUCUUUUUCUACGCGAGUGGUAUCGAUGACACGUCGUACGUGUAUUGUUCCGAAAUCUUCCCCACGCAUAUUAGGUCUCAAGGAAUGGCCUUCUCGAUGGUUGGCACAUUUAUUUCCACUGUCAUCUAUCUCGAUGCAGCACCAACCGCGUUGGCGAACAUUCAGUGGAGAUUUUAUCUCUUCUUCAUCUGCAUGACAGCGCUCAAUAUUGCUGUUAUAUGGCGGUACUUUCCCGAGACGAAGGGACUCUCGCUUGAAGAAAUCAAUGGUAAAUUCGGAGACGAAGUUGCGGCACCGCUGCAAGAAGAACUCACGACCGUUGAGCGACAAGAAAGCGACCGCGAAGAGAAAAGCGAGUCUCAACUAAUCGAGCACAUUUGAUAUGUGCCCGAUGAAUCCGGUGCAUCGAACCAUGCGAUAACUUUCACCACGCAUGGCUCAUCGUGCUAUCAAUGGAUUGGAUAAGAAGCAGAGAAAGAGCUGAUUUGUGUACACGU
Dacryopinax primogenitus is the source of this 1514-nucleotide messenger RNA. RefSeq names its product MFS general substrate transporter. The transcript has 5 exons. Gene Ontology annotation, biological process: transmembrane transport; carbohydrate transport. Gene Ontology annotation, cellular component: membrane. Lineage: Eukaryota; Fungi; Basidiomycota; Dacrymycetes; Dacrymycetales; Dacrymycetaceae. The record is from RefSeq and is a predicted model, not a curated record. Gene Ontology annotation, molecular function: carbohydrate:proton symporter activity. Bases 1 to 1398 code for a protein of 465 amino acids.